CGCAAACGGGCGCGAUGCGCUUCAAGGCGUCAAUUCACAACCUUAUCAAAUUGACCCGAUUCGUUGCUUCAUUGUCAUCCCUUGGAAAAGUUGCUUGGGUUCGACUGAACGACGAGGAAGUUCGCUUUACCGUGAUACCUGAACAGGGUACCCAAGUAUGGGCAGUUCUCUCAAUUGACAGCAUUUUUGAAACAUACUCCAUCCAGUCUGCCUCUCCGAACAACACUAUCAAUCUCGAAGUCCCUCUUCAGCCUCUACAAAAAGCACUACGCUCCGCUAUAUCCGCAGUCUCUACAAACAUCCGCCUGACGAAGAAGAAUGGCAUUCCGUUGCUCUCCCUCACAAUCGUUACGACUAGUUACAGCGGGAAUCCAGCCGGGAACUUCAACACGCUACCAUUACCUACUCAAAGCCAAGCUAAUCCGACGUCCGAUGCGGCGGGAAAUACAAGCGCACCUAAUGUUGGCGGGGAGCAAGAUUUCGGUCUCGCCCCCGGAGAUCCCUACCGCGAGCGGGAGAUAACCAUUAUGCAGGACGUUCCCGUGCGUGUGCUCAGUGCUGCCACCGUGCAAGGUCUCCACGAGCCAAGGUGUCGGGAACCAGAUGUACAUAUACUUCUUCCGCCGCUACUUCAGCUGAAGAGCAUUUCGGAUCAUUUCACCAGACUUUCCUCGGCAACCAUGAAAUCCUCAGUAUUAAAUGGAGGGGCAAGUACCGCGUCGGCGAUGCAAACAAGCGGACCUGGCCCAAAGCUGGAGCUCUCCGCAAAUAUGCAUGGAUGUCUAAGACUCAGUAUUUCAACAGAUGCCUUGAGCAUCUCUUCUGUAUGGAGAGAUUUGGCGAACCCUGAUCUCGAUCCAUCGCAGUAUGAAGGUGGUGAGGAAGGCCUCCGUCAGCAUCCUACCGCAAGAAUGAGGAUGAUGGGUGGAGAUAGUGAAGAAAGCUGGGCAAAAGUACGCAUUGACGGCAAGGACUGGAGUAGAGUCCUUUCCGUCGGAAGGAUGGGAGGACGUGUCAUUGCUUGUUUCUGCCACAAUCACGCCCUCAUUCUUUACGUAUACCUGCCCAACGAAGACGAUCUCGCAGAAGAGUCCGUUCUAACUUACUAUAUCAGCUCAUACAGCGUCUAA
Molecule: messenger RNA, 1130 nt
Organism: Xylona heveae TC161
Lineage: Eukaryota; Fungi; Ascomycota; Xylonomycetes; Xylonales; Xylonaceae
Product: Hus1-like protein
Exons: 6
Coding region: 15-1130 (371 amino acids)
Biological process (GO): nucleotide-excision repair; mitotic DNA replication checkpoint signaling; double-strand break repair via homologous recombination
Cellular component (GO): nucleolus; site of double-strand break; checkpoint clamp complex
Source: RefSeq, a predicted model, not a curated record